Paramormyrops kingsleyae is the source of this 1828-nucleotide messenger RNA. NCBI's taxonomy places the organism in Eukaryota, Metazoa, Chordata, Actinopteri, Osteoglossiformes, Mormyridae. The record is from RefSeq and is a predicted model, not a curated record.
AUGAAACACCUGAAUUCAGUGACUAAGAGGGCUUUUGUGGGAGUGUCCCAAAACUUGCCAAACAGCACUUUUGAGGAGCUGGGUUCCAUGGUGGAACAGGCCACGACAGACAUGUUCCAGAGUGAGGUGUGCGUAUCGCACACCCUGGUGGAGAAGAAUGCACUAAAGCAUUGCUGUGAGAUGUCCAGGCCCAACAGAACCCGCUGCUUUGUCCAACACAAGUCCAAGAUCCCCAGUGAUCCAUUGCCGAAGAUAGAGAUGUCAGAUCAAGAUCAGUGUGAGAACUUCAAGAAGAAUGAAAGUAUCUUUAUUGGCAAAUUCAUCUUCCAUUUAGCCAAGCAAUUUGUAAUGACCCAGCCCCAGAUCAUCAUUAUGAUGGCAGAAAAAUAUCAGAAGCUUAUGAAGAUUUGCUGUGGCAGAGAAUACUCUCAGUACUGCUUUGCAUACAUGAAAAAAGACUUGAGAUUGUCUGCUCAGAGACGCCUGUUUGAGCUGAGGUCCAACUGCAUUGUACAGCAGAAAUAUGGGGAUAGUACCAUCAAGGACAGGAAAAUGGCCCAGUACAGCCAGAAGAUUCCACAAGCCUCCUACGAGCUGAUGGAAAACAUGACUGAUAAUACUGUGGCCAUAACGGCUGUCUGCUGUGAAGGGGAUAUGAUUAGCUGCUUGAGGCAGAGGUCUGAGUGCUGCGAGCAGAGCACCAAGGACCGGGGCUCGUGCAUGAGAGAGACGUCAGCUGGGGAGAAGCCGGAGGGCCUGUCUAAGUACUACGAUGUCAAGGCUCACCUGCAGGAGACAUGCCAAAGUUUUGAGAAGCAUCCUGAGAAAACCAUGAGAAAAAUUAUUUUUGAGAUCAGCAGACGUCACCCAGAGACCUCUGUUGAGGCCAUUCUGCGCUACGUGACAAAGAUUAAAGAAUCUUUGUUCCAGUGCUGCAGCCAUGAAAACUUGGAGGACUGCUACAUCUUCAGUCCCGGUGGUCUUCAUGGCUUCAAGAAGGAGAGUGAUAGUGAAUGGAGCCUCUACCUUGGAAUGUGUCACGAGAAAUCAGGUGGAAAAGCCAACAUCUUUGAGAAAAGACUUUACAAAGAAAUGAUCCAGUUCCAUUUGCAAUACGUGUACCCCUCCUGGUCCAGAAUGUUACCUCAGGCCACAUUUCUACAGAUGGAUGCCAUAUCUGAAGUACUCUACGAUAUCAUGAAACACUGCUGUAGUAUAGACCGUGCGUUUGGCAUCCUACCAUGUGCCACGACAAAGGUGACGGCCUUCCUUGACAACAUGUGCCAGGAUAUGCCCCCAGAGAACCGGAAUCCACAGGUUAUCAAGUGCUGUAAUGAGUCCCACAGUGAAUGGAGGUUCUGCAUUGGAGACCUGGAAGCUGACGAGAAUUUCCAGUCCCCGCCAUUCACAGAGGCGAACUUUCGCUUCAACGCUAGUGUCUGCGACAAACGUGCCGAUGAGCGGCUGCAAUCUCAAAAGAGGCUGCUAUACGACAUUGUCCGCCUCAGCAUGAAAUUGCCGCCAAACCUGGCGAUGACCAUCUUCGAUAAGUUCGACCAAAUGCUUAGUAAGUGCUGCGAGGAGGCUGACAAAGACACCUGCCUCACUACAGAGGGCACGAAACUGAUAUUACACAUAAAGAUAUUUGUGGAGGAAUGAAGGUUUUAGGUAUGAGGGGGAUCUGCUUGGAUAUUUCUUCAGCUGUCACUAUUGCCUUGCUCAGCAUGAAUCAACCUCACACCAGCCAUGUCUGUCUCCUGCACCUCAAGACGACCUCAUUGAGCCCAUUUGAUCAUAACUGACUAACCAUAAAUCAUCAUAACUGACU